Wyeomyia smithii (pitcher-plant mosquito) is the source of this 1549-nucleotide messenger RNA. RefSeq names its product keratin, type I cytoskeletal 9-like. NCBI's taxonomy places the organism in Eukaryota, Metazoa, Arthropoda, Insecta, Diptera, Culicidae. The record is from RefSeq and is a predicted model, not a curated record. The transcript has 2 exons. The coding region runs from base 167 to 1444 and encodes 425 amino acids.
UUCUUCCCGACUAGUGAUUCGUUACGGAACAGUCGCGUUGUCCAGUAGAGUGAGAAGCUCGCAUUGUUUUCUACCGUCACACUACACCGCUGGUUGUAUUAAAGUGAAUGCAACGUUAGUUAACGACAUUAUUGAUAUCGUGGAGUGAUAAUCUUCGCACAACGCUAUGGCGCUAGUGGUGAACAUUAUUCUGGUGGUCUGCAUCCUCAGGUUCGCAUCCGGAACGCCACACCUGUUGAAAAAACUAAUCCUCACUUCCGAAGGAGAUGGUGGUCAUGGCGGAGGGGGUAGCUUUUCUCUCGGAGGUGGUGGCUUCGGAUUGAGUUUCGGUGGAAGUCUAGGUGUAGGUCACGGUGGCAGUAGCGGCGGUAGUGGAGGAGGAGGAGGAGGAUAUUCUGGCUCAAAUGGUUAUUCUGGGCCAGCUUUCGUGGGUGGUAGUUCCGGUCAACCACACGGUUCUGGAGGUGGAAGUGGCUCCGCUGGUGCGUCAGCUGGUGCUUCAGCUGGUGCCUCAGCUGGUGCCUUCAGUGGAUCCAGUGGAGGCGUGUUUACUGGUACCGGCGGUCACGGUGGAGAUUUUGGAGGAAACUCCGAAGGCGGUUACUCACCUUCGUAUGGUCAUGGUCAGGGUGGAUAUGCACCGUCAACAGUUUUGAACGCACCAAACUCGGGUGGUUCCACGGCAACACAUUCCGGUGGUUCUUCAAAUAGUUUUGCAAGUGCAAGUGCAAGUAGUUUUGCUAGUGCAAGCUCUGGUGCACAGGGUGGAAGCGGCGGUCAUGUAGGACAUUCGGCUCCAGCAGAAGGUUCUAAUGGAUACGGAGGACAUGCCGGUGGUCAUGGUGGAUCAGUUGGUUUCACUGGUUCUAAUGGCGGUGGACACUUUGGGCAUGGCGGAAGCAACAGUAAUGGCUUUGUAGCAAAUGGUGGUGCCAGUUACGGAGGUGGUCAUGGAGGUGGUCACGGAGGUGGUUUCACCAAAGAGAUUACCAUAACCAAACAUGUUGAUCGGCCAGUUCAUUCGAAUCCAGUGGUGGUGGAAAAGCCGGUUCCAGUUCCUGUUGACAGACCGUACCCAGUUUAUAUUGAAAAGCAAGUUCCAGUUACGGUUGUAAAAGAAGUUCCUGUCGAUAGACCGGUUGCUGUUCCGGUAGCUGUAGGCAACGGUGGUGGCUCGAGCGGCGGAUCUUACGGCGGAAGCUAUGCUUCUGCGUAUGCUGGUGCAAGUAGUUACGCUUCCAGCGGAAGUUCCGGGGGAUUCAACAGUGGUGGUUCUGGUGGAUUCAACGGCGGAUUCAACGGUGCAGGACAAGGGGGAUACGGUGGAGGUGGAUAUGGUGGUGGACAUGGUGGUGGUGGUGGCGGCGGUGGAUUACGCAAAACAAUAACUAUCGAGAAAACGUUUAAUAAACAUCACAAACAUCAUCACCAUCACGGUUGGUGAUUUGAAUUGUCAUUACUAAAUCAAAACUUUAGAAUAUAUAAUUUCAACUUACAAUUAAUUUGUUACAUGACUGUAAAUAUACUACAAUUGUUUUCCAACCCAGUG